Vigna angularis (adzuki bean) is the source of this 2239-nucleotide messenger RNA. RefSeq names its product telomere repeat-binding factor 2. Gene Ontology annotation, cellular component: nucleosome. Gene Ontology annotation, biological process: nucleosome assembly. The coding region runs from base 895 to 1800 and encodes 301 amino acids. The record is from RefSeq and is a predicted model, not a curated record. Gene Ontology annotation, molecular function: double-stranded telomeric DNA binding. The transcript has 7 exons. NCBI's taxonomy places the organism in Eukaryota, Viridiplantae, Streptophyta, Magnoliopsida, Fabales, Fabaceae.
AGACACUUUUUAUUUAUUUAUUUUAUAUUUCACCUCGAUUGAAUAAAACUCAUAUCAUGUGUCUCAUUCUUCUCUGGUUUUAGGCAAAAUCGUUUGGGAUUAUUCAUUUUCUGUGUGUAAAUACUUCAACUUUUCCAAUUCUCACCGUCGUCCGGUUAUUCGGUACAUCUCUCUCCAGCGAUUCUUUCAAUUAUUUUUCACCCUUUGGUUUUUAGUUUCCCCCCAAAGAAAGCUGUAAUUUUGGCAUUCAUCAGAAGUAUAGUGUGGCAUUUCUCUUCCCAGUUGAAUGCAUGUCUUUCUAGUUAUGCAGUUGUGAUUUUUUAACUUAAAUGUUGGUACUUUGUCCGUCCGAGUUGAAAGGCUGUUCCUUUUCGUUCUCAUUCAGUUCAACGUGAAUUUAAUUCGAUGGAUUCAAUGAAAUUUGAAGCUGAGACAUUUAAAUCCUCAGAUUUUACAUUUUGCAUAAUACAUAAUUCUAGAUCAUUUUAGGUUUUUCCCAAGCCACACCUUGCUUUCAGGAGGCUUAAUAGCACAGGCAUUUCAAGAGUACAUUGCAAAAUUGUUUCUGCAUGGUUCUUACAAUGUUACAAUUCACUUUACCAGUUAUAUAUUAGAACAUCGGGGUAUUAGGGAUGACAUUGAAGUGAAUAUUUAAGAUUUAUCGGAGGAGUUUAUUUAUUUGAUUGAUUUCUUGUUUUAUUUAUGAACCUUGAAAAUAACAUGUUGACAAGUGAAAAUAUUUAUUUUCUUGUUGGGGUUGUUUGGUGGGCAACAGUAGUCAAUUUUUUUUCUUUUUCAAAGAUGCACUAGUAGAAGAGGGAAGUACCGCAUUCCCUUUUCCUCUAAAGUUGAAGCAAAGAGUAGUCUGUCAUAAAAGCGGCAACCUUUCCUUCAAUGGGUGCUCCUAAGCAGAAAUGGACUGCAGAAGAAGAAGCUGCUUUGAAAGCUGGAGUAGUCAAACAUGGGGCAGGAAAAUGGCGCACCAUACUUACAGAUCCUGAAUUUAGUGCUAUUUUGCGCAUGCGUUCAAACGUAGAUCUUAAGGAUAAAUGGAGGAAUAUAAAUGUCACAGCAAUAUGGGGAUCCCGGCAGAAGGCAAAACUUGCUCUUAAGAGGAGCCUACCUGCCCCCAAAAUUGACAAUAACCAUAUGGCUUUAAGUACUGUCGUUCAUCAUGAUGAAGUUCUUGAUACUAAGCCUUUAGCAGUUUCUGGUGGACCAUUGCAAUCUCCUAGUUUUAAAGAACAAAUAUCAAGGUUACAGAAUAUUCAGUUGGUGGAUAAUCAUAUAUUGGAGGCCAUUGUCAACAUGAAGGAGCAAAAGGGUUCUGACAAAGGUGCCAUUAUUUCUUACAUGGAGGAAAAGUAUCGGUGUCCACCAAAUAUCAGUAAAUUACUGUCAACCAAACUGAAGCAUAUGGUAGCAAGUGGCAAAAUAAUCAAGGAGAAGCAUAAAUACAGGAUAGCAUCAAGUUCAGUUGUCUCUGAGAAAAGAAGGUCCACGUCAUUGGAAGGAAGGUCCAAAGAUCCUUCAGAAGCAAAUAAGAAUGUUGAUGUCAACAUCCUUUCAAAAUCCCAAAUUGAUGAAGAGAUAUCAAAAGUGAAGGGCUUGACAGCUCAAGAGGCAGCUGCUGCAGCUGCAAAAGCCGUGGCAGAGGCAGAGGCUGCAAUUGCACAGGCUGAGGCAGCAGCUAGGGAGGCAGAGGCUGCAGAAGCUGAAGCUGAGGCUGCCCAAGUGUUUGCAAAAGCAGCAAUGAAGGCGCUAAAAUGCAAAAUGCUUCAUAUUUGGUUACUUAAUUAGAGGCUGAUCUGUAUGUGGUCAGACUUUCUUCAGUGGAUGGUUUGGACACGUGAUCAAUUAUUAGCAGAGUUGACUUAAGAUUAUUGUUUUUCUGCUGCCCUUCCUCCCUGUUUUCCGUAACUGUACAUACUUUUCGGCUUGUAAAUCUGGAAUAGUGCAGGAUGAUUCACGAAACAUUGUCAGGAGUCAAUAAUAGCCUUUUUUUCCUUUCCUUUUUCUUAUUUUUAAAGGAAGACAAAGCAGCAACGGAAGAGUGGAAAUGACCAUGUUUUUCUGUAGUAGAAUGAUUGACAUCCACGUAGAGUAAAUGAAGAAAGUGUUUCAAAAGCAAUAUGGAUUGUCAUUUAUAGGCAGAUCAUAUAUUCAGUUCAAGGAUGCUUGUUUUAAGACAUUGCUAUGUUACUCUUGCUACGUAAUAUAUUGCCUUCCUUGUUCUAAA